AUGGCCGCCGCAAAAGGAAACUCCAAAGAACUUGAUUUCGAAACCCUGGAGCAGAAUGGAAAAAAGAGCCCCGCGUGGCAAGUCGACAACCGCAAAAAGAAAGAGACCCCCCCCACCACGUUGCAAUCCUGGCAAACCUACCAACUCCAAAGGAACACCCUCUCCACGAAGAACCAAACUUGA
Messenger RNA from Penicillium cosmopolitanum, 183 nucleotides. RefSeq lists its product as uncharacterized. Lineage: Eukaryota; Fungi; Ascomycota; Eurotiomycetes; Eurotiales; Aspergillaceae. The transcript has a single exon. The coding region runs from base 1 to 183 and encodes 60 amino acids. The record is from RefSeq and is a predicted model, not a curated record.